Messenger RNA from Macrosiphum euphorbiae (potato aphid), 1752 nucleotides. The record is from the annotation of a GenBank genome assembly. NCBI's taxonomy places the organism in Eukaryota, Metazoa, Arthropoda, Insecta, Hemiptera, Aphididae.
AUGCCAAAAUGCGGAUUGCAUACCAAAUAUUUGCCGGCGACGUUUGCAUGGAUACUGCUACUAGGGACGACUGGGGCUUUUUUUUAUUAUCCAUGUCGAUUUUUUGCUCAAUUUUAUCCAUGGGUACCGGUCGUUCAUGGCAUAGUGACGUUUUUUGUUAUUGCAAACUUCACGUUGGCAACGUUCAUGGAUCCAGGUGUAAUACCCAAAGCACCGGAAGACGAAGACACCGGUGAUGACUUCCAGUCGCCUUUGUAUAAGUCUACAGAAGUGAACACAAUACAAGUGAGAAUGAAAUGGUGUUCCACUUGCAGAUUUUACAGGCCACCAAGAUGUUCUCACUGUAGUGUUUGCAACUGUUGUAUAGAAACAUUUGAUCAUCAUUGCCCAUGGGUAAAUAAUUGUAUUGGUCGCCGCAACUAUCGAUAUUUCUUCUUUUUUCUUAUAUCACUAAGUAUACACAUGGCGUCUAUAUUUGGUGUUUGUUGUUGGUAUAUUUUAUACCAUAAAGACAAAAUCGGAGACAUUGAUACUUUAGUAUCAUUAACAUUGUGUGGCUUAGUAAUUAUUUUGUUUAUACCAAUAUUUGGUUUGACUGGAUUUCAUGCUGUAUUAGUUGCUCGUGGUCGAACAACUAACGAACAAGUCACCGGAAAGUUCAAAGGGGGUUACAAUCCAUUUUCACAUGGCUGUCGUCUAAACUGUAUAAUUAUUUUAUUUGGCCCUCAGUUUCCUAGUUUGUUGAAAGUGAAAACUUCCAAGUAUCAAAAACAUAAAAAACAAAUUCAGAACAGUUUUAAUGUACCUCCUCCAUUAUUAACAAAAGAAGAUAACUGUGGUCCACCUGUUGCUAAAACUUAUUUGGAUAAUAGCAAUGGCUUACAUCAUUCUUCAAACAAUUAUAAUAAGAUGUCACCAGGAAGAGACUGUUUAGAGCUAGAUAUUGAAUUAACUGCUUCACAGUCACAAGACUGUGAACCAACACCGCCAUUACAGCGACAAGGCUCAAAAAACAAUUUCUACUUACCCUCGUAUGAUACAACUGAUAGUGCUAGGAUGUCUUAUGUAACACGGACAGCUCCUCAUCCAUCUCGACCUAGAAUGAAUGAAAUGGGAAACAGCUUGUCAAGAGAAACUAUGAUAGAUCCAAAUCGUCAAUCCAACAUCAUUAUGCAAAGUCCAACAAUGCAGCAGAGAAUGAAAGCUAUCGGGGUACCCACGGCGUUGGCACUGUCUAGUCCAUUAAGGCGAUCUAACCCUGGAACUCCGACUCAAGUGAAACGACCUGACUUUAUAGGAGUUAGUUCUUCUGCUAAACAUUACGAAUACCAAGAACGUAGUCCACAACGGCGUUUUUUGUCUGAAGGUGACAUCUUACAAUUAGCCGGAUCACCGCAAAGAGGUGUUUAUACAUGGAAAGACACCCCCGGGGCAACUGGUUCUUACUAUGUCCCCCGACAAGCUCCUACAUUCAACUAUUGUGCAGCACAUAAUGAUUAUAGAUCUAAUCCAACUAGUCCAACAACAAAAACGUAUUAUCCUGUACGCGGGGGUGUUCCUGUUUAUCCACCUCAACCGUCACCUGUAGGCAAGAAAAAACCUCCUCCAGUACAGACAAGGAGACCUAUGUCCUUUGCCAGGGCGUUGGACCAUGAUGCAAUGGAGAUGUCAAUUAACAGAGGAAACAGUACUGACAACGGAAGUCCUGAUCGUAAAAGUGCUUAUGACAAAAACUAUGAAAUAUCUGUUUAA